Molecule: messenger RNA, 3005 nt
Organism: Anopheles aquasalis
Lineage: Eukaryota; Metazoa; Arthropoda; Insecta; Diptera; Culicidae
Gene: ncm
Product: pre-mRNA-splicing factor nucampholin
Biological process (GO): mRNA splicing, via spliceosome
Cellular component (GO): catalytic step 2 spliceosome
Molecular function (GO): RNA binding; protein binding
Source: RefSeq, a predicted model, not a curated record
CCGCGUAGUGCGCUUUUCCUGAAAAGUGAAAAAGGAUAAUUUACGAAAAAAGGGACUCUUGCCACGCCAGCAUGCCGGAUAUUCAGGAACCGAUCAUUAGCGAACAGGAGGCGAGUGAGAAAAAGGCAUCGCCGGCCCGAAGCAAACGAAGCCCAUCGCGGGAAAGCAACGCUAGCGUCGAGGAGGAGGACGAUGACGGUGGUGGCGAUGGCGGUGACGGGGCUAAUCGGUUGAAGUCGGUUGUUACGCGGCGCAAAAAUGAAACCAUCGAAGAAGGCGAACUUUGCUCGGAUCGUGAUUCGCGCUCCCGCAGCCGCUCCCGGUCCAGAGAUUCCAGGGAUGAUCGUCGAUGCGAGUCCAGGCGAAGGGAGGACCGCCGAAGAAGAAGAACCCGGUCACGGUCAAGGUCUCGCGCCCGCUCCUAUUCGCGGUCACCGUCACGCUCACGCCACAGAGGCGGCUACCGUAGACGAGAUCGUCGUUCGCGGUCCCGUUCCCGUUCCCGUUCACGGUCCCGGCAAAGAUCCGACCGACGGGAUAAUCGGCGUAGGGAUGAUGCACCGACCGAACCGACCAAGAGUGAGCGGAAAGAGGAAGGCGAUGAAGCGCUACUGCGUAACGAGAAGCCGGCCAUUCGCAAAACGGUCGAUUUGCUUACAUCGAAAACGGGUGGCGCUUACAUUCCGCCGGCCAAACUGCGGAUGAUGCAGGCGGAAAUCACGGACAAAGCAUCGGCCGCCUAUCAACGCAUUUCCUGGGAGGCAUUGAAGAAAUCGAUCCACGGUUUUAUCAACAAGGUCAACGUGGAUAACAUUGGCGUAAUCACUCGGGAAUUACUCCGUGAGAACAUCAUCCGUGGUCGUGGCUUGCUCUGUCGAUCAAUCAUACAAGCGCAGGCUGCUUCGCCAACGUUCACGCACGUCUAUGCCGCCCUGGUGGCCAUCAUCAACUCCAAGUUUCCCAAUAUUGGUGAGCUGCUGCUGAAACGAUUGGUGAUCCAGUUCAAGCGUGGCUUCCGACGAAACGAUAAAUCCAUCUGUCUGUCCGCAUCGCGCUUUGUGGCUCAUCUCGUCAAUCAGCGGGUAGCGCACGAAAUCCUUGCUUUGGAGAUUCUCACGCUGCUUGUGGAAAACCCAACGGAUGAUUCGGUAGAGGUGGCCAUCGCGUUCCUGAAGGAGGUGGGCCAAAAGCUCACCGAGGUGUCCGGUAAGGGCAUUAAUGCGAUCUUUGAAAUGCUGAAAAACAUCCUGCACGAAGGCAAGCUAGAUAAGCGAGUCCAGUACAUGAUCGAGGUGGUGUUUCAGGUGCGAAAGGACGGGUUUAAGGAUCACGUUGCCGUGAUUGAAGCGUUGGAGCUGGUCGAAGAGGAUGAUCAGUUUACACAUUUGAUCAUGCUGGAAGAAGCGACCGACACGCAGGAUAUACUGAAUGUUUUUAAGGUGGAUCCAGAUUUCGAAGCCAACGAAGCCAAGUACAAGGAGAUCAGCAACGAUAUUCUCGGUAGCGAUGCGGAGGACGACGAAGAAGGUGGUGACGGAGGAUCUUCGAGUGGUGAUGGUAGCGAUUCGGACGAUGAGGAAGGGGGCAGUGAUUCGGAUGAUGAGGACGGUGCAGCCGAUGGUUCUGGCAAGAAGCAGGAUGCUAUUAUCGACAACACGGAAACGAAUCUCGUCGCGCUCCGUCGAACGAUCUAUCUCACGAUUCACUCCAGCUUGGACUACGAAGAGUGCGCGCACAAACUGAUGAAGAUGGAACUGAAACCGGGCCAAGAGCAGGAACUGUGCCACAUGUUUCUCGAUUGCUGUGCCGAGCAGCGUACGUACGAAAAGUUCUACGGUCUGCUGGCGCAACGCUUCUGCAUGAUCAACAAGAUGUACGUUGGACCGUUUGAGCAGAUUUUUCACGAUACGUACACCACGACGCAUCGGCUCGAUACGAACCGGUUGCGCAAUGUGAGCAAAUUUUUCGCCCAUCUACUGUUUACUGAUUCCAUUGGGUGGGACGCACUGCAGUGUAUUCGAUUGAACGAGGACGAUACGACCAGCUCCAGUCGGAUCUUUAUCAAAAUUCUCUUUCAAGAACUGGCUGAGUACAUGGGCCUGUACAAGCUCAGUACGCGCUUGAAGGAUCCUACACUGCAGGAACCGUUCUCGGGAUUGUUUCCACGGGAUAAUCCACGCAACACCCGGUUUGCCAUCAAUUUCUUCACCUCGAUUGGUCUUGGUGGAUUGACGGAUGAGUUGCGAGAGUUUCUCAAAAACGCUCCCAAACAGCAGGCACAACCACUGCCGGCACCUGCUGCGGCCAUCGUUACUAGCGGUUCCAGCGAUUCGGCAUCGAGCUCCUCGAGCUCAUCGGAUUCCAGUUCCGAUUCCGAUUCAUCUUCAGAUAGCAGCAGCAGCAGUAGUAGCAGCAGUGCAUCCGAGUCCGAUGACAGCGAACAUGAAAAGCAGAAACGUAAACGAAGGAAGAAGAAAGAGGAAAAAUCGAAAAAGGCGAAAAAAGUGCAGAAAAAACGAAAACCAGAGGAAGGCCAGCCAGAGAAGGAUGAGCGUAGCAAGAGACCUAAGGAAAAACAGAAGGACGUUCCCCGGGAGGAACGGCCAAGAAGGGAAGAGGCAGAUCACGAUCGGCGUGAUGAUCGCGAGCGAGAUGACGGGCGUCGCCGGGGUCCGCAGCAUCACAGAGAUCGCCAGAUGGAGGAGGAACCAGCAUACGAUCGACGUGAUCGUGAACGUGAUCGUGAUCGCGAGGACUACUAUCGAGGACGGCGUGAGCGCGAGGAGCGUCGUGACGAGGGCCCUAGAGGAGGUCACGAUCACCGUAAUUAUGACCGGGAGCGCGAACGUGCGUAUAAUCGCGAGCGUGCGGACGAUCGAGAUAACGCGUAUCGUUCUCGCGAUCGCCGUGAUGAGCGCCGUUAAGGCUGACUAUUGGAUUCUUACAAUCUUAAGCUUAAUCAUAAGAGAAGUACCGACCGAUUUGGAAAAUAAAGAACAACCCCC